AUGAAGGUCCUCGUGGUUCUCGUGCUCGCCGUUUUCACUGCUGGCUGCAAUGCCAACGUCACAUGGCGCGACCAGCCCAAACAGAAGGCUGAAAUGGUGAAAGAUGCUUUCUGGGACUACAUUGCAAAGGUAACCGCCACCGCUGAGGAGUCCCUGAAGAAGAUCAGAGAAUCUGAGCUGGGACAGGAAAUGAACACCUUCAUUGCAACAAGCACUGAUGCCAUCAACACAGUCACCAACACCCUGCACACUCAAGUGGCUCCUCUGGCCCAAGACUUCAUGUCUAAGUUCUCCCAGGAGGCAGAGAAGCUGAAGACCCAAAUGGAGACGGAUCUGGAAGCCGUGAGGGCCCGACUGCAGCCCUACACCGAGGAGCUGGUGGCCAAGGUGGAGGAGCUGAAGAAAGACACGGCCUCCUACGCUGAGGACCCAGAGGCCCUGAAGGCUGCCCUGCAGCAGAAGAGCCAGGAGCUGAAGAUGCAGUUGGAGCAGAAAGUGAACCGGCUGCAGGCUCAGAUGGUGCCAUACACAGAGGAGAUAAAGGAGAAGAUGCAGGAGAGCCUGGAGGAGUUUCAGAGGAACUUUGAGGCCCAGAUGACCCAGAUAAGCCAGAAAAUCAGCGGACUGAUCCACGGGCGUGCUUAA
Messenger RNA from Pelmatolapia mariae (spotted tilapia), 645 nucleotides. RefSeq names its product apolipoprotein A-IV-like. Gene Ontology annotation, molecular function: phosphatidylcholine-sterol O-acyltransferase activator activity; phospholipid binding. Gene Ontology annotation, cellular component: blood microparticle; high-density lipoprotein particle; chylomicron. The coding region runs from base 1 to 645 and encodes 214 amino acids. The record is from RefSeq and is a predicted model, not a curated record. Lineage: Eukaryota; Metazoa; Chordata; Actinopteri; Cichliformes; Cichlidae. The transcript has 3 exons. Gene Ontology annotation, biological process: cholesterol efflux; phospholipid efflux; lipoprotein metabolic process.